CUGAACGAUCCGGGUUCGAGUCCCGGUCCGGGCUGUCCGAAUUAUAUUUUUGCAGUUACCAAAAAAUUCCUACUGAGUAAAAAAAGGUCCCCCCUUUUCCCUUAUCCUUUAUUCACCCAGUUCCCAAAUUUGUCGCGGACAUUAUGACACUGAUAUAGCAUCGCGGAUGUAAUGUCGCGGUUAUUUAGUCGCGGAGCCAGAACAUAAUUCACCUCUUCAAUUUAGUAGCAGAGUUUACAAUGCUGCUCCAGGGGUUGAGUUUUUGUUUCGUUGCUCUCGCAUUUGUAAUUGCUAUCGAUCCCGAUCUGGAAUUCAUAAAUUCAGUAGAUAUGGGUCAGUGCAGAAAGAACCAGCGUUACAGUGAUUGUGUAACAGCGUGUCCUCUUUCUUGUGGGAAGAAGAAUUUGGCUAAAGAAGACUGUCCAUAUCCUUGCAGUCCUGGAUGCGAAUGCAAAGACGGUUAUUACUUGAACAGUACUAGUACUCUAGAUUGCGUUAAGCCAGAAGACUGCGUUCCCAAAACAUAUCACCGUAUUUUACCGGUUAACUGUGGAGUGAAUCAGCAAUUUUCCUUCUGCAGGUCACCUUGUCCAUUAACUUGCGGAAAAAAAACGAUAGAUCCUUGUCCUUAUAAUUGCAAUUUUGGAUGCGAGUGUUAUGACGGGUACUACCUAACAAAAAAUAAAGAAUGUGUCAAACAAGCAGAUUGUCCACGACGGCCAAAACCACACUUUUAUUAAUCUAUAAUUUCAAACGAUACAAUAUAAAUUGAAUUUGUAUUCAACUCCACAAUAAAAAAAUACAGAAAUAUA
Cotesia glomerata is the source of this 812-nucleotide messenger RNA. RefSeq names its product zonadhesin. The transcript has 5 exons. The record is from RefSeq and is a predicted model, not a curated record. Bases 240 to 740 code for a protein of 166 amino acids. NCBI's taxonomy places the organism in Eukaryota, Metazoa, Arthropoda, Insecta, Hymenoptera, Braconidae.